AUACUUCAUACGAAAGUAUUUGUUUAACAAAUACAACAAUGCUAUAAUCAUUUUGUCAAUUGACAAAUUUGACGUUACAAAAGUCAGUUUGUUUUUUUAUAUGCCGAAAAAUUAAAGUUAAAAACUUUAUUCUAAAUUUACCGUCCGUUAAAUUUAUUGUUCAUAAACCACAAAAUCAAUGUGGGACAAAUUUCUAGAUAAGACAGCGCGUUCUCGCCACACAAUAACGACCGAAUCUAGGGGCUUUAAAAAAAAUGAUAUAUUCCCGGCCGAAUCGUUGAAUUGCUUCCGCAGAGAUGAUAGAAGGGAGGUUAUUAGGCCACCGAUUUUCAAUCGUAGAAGAAGUAGCCAGUCCCUAAGAGAUGAGGAUGCCGUUUUUGACAGAUUAGAACAGCUCCUUUUGGCUUGCCAGGAAGAAUAUUUGGAGAGAAAAAAAAGAGAACAAGCCGAGAAAGAAAACGGGGAAUCCUCAAGGGACGGUGAUGAGUCACAAAAUGUUGAUGGCGGAAGUAAGGAACAAAAUGGCCAUUCGUCUCAAAUCAAAGAUUUACCGAAUGCUGAUGAUAAAUUAGGAGAUGAAAAAUUAGGCGAAUCAUUCAAAAGCAAUGAAUUUUCUUCAAAAGAUCUUUCAGAUGCUGAUGACAAAUUACUCUCGUCUCAAGCUAAAGAUUUACCCAAUACUGAUGAUAAAUUAGGAGAUGAAAAAUUAGGCGGAUCAUUCAAAAGCAAUGAAUUCUCUUCAAAAGAUUUUUCAGAUGCUGAUGACGAGCUAGAAAUUGAAAAAUUUGACCAGUCGUCUAAAAGCAAUGAAUCCAAUGACACUGAAGAUGCAGGAAGUGAAAGUAAUAAAGAAGAAUUUAAUUCACUUAAUUUAAACUUGAAGCAAAAUAGUCAAACUAAAGAUAUUUCCAGUAAAAAUAAUAAAUUACCUGUUGCCAACCAAAAUGAUUCAGUAAAAACUGAGUUAGCAUUGGAUGAAAGCGAAACAAUAUUCGAGGAUAAUUCAGUUGAAGAAAACGAUCAAAACAAAAACGAAUUAAUGUUUGAACAAACUGAAAUAAUGGCCAAAAAUGAAUUAAGCCAGGAUGUAGAAACUGACACAGUUGACAAACAUAUUUGUAGAGAAGAUGAAGAAAUUCAAGUUGCAACAAAAGGUUUGAAUCCAGUAAAUAAUUUACAAUUUCGGGAGACCGAAAAAGUUGCCAAAAAAUUUGAAGGAUUGCUAAAUGUGGAACACUUGAACGAGGAAAAGGAAAAUAUAAAAUUAAAACAAAGUAGUCAGUCCACUGGGAACAUUGAAAAUAUUUCAGGCGAAGAUAAUAAAGUCAUUAUUAAACCUAACUCGGCACAGUUAAACAUUUCAGAUUUUGGAUAUAAAUUUUUGGAUGAAAUUAGUAAUGAGGACUAUUUUGAAUAUUUAGAAAAUAAGCCAAUAGAUGAGGAAAAUUUAGAAGCUCUCACGAAUUAUUUAAAUGCAGUGGGAAACUUGAUUUUAACUUCUAGUACACAGUGCAUUUCAAAUUUCGGUGAGCGAGGAUCAGGUUAUCGCACAAGGGGUGAGGCUCAGGACUUCUUGGAAAUCCGUGAUCGUUGUCUGGAAAAUGGGGAACUGUUCGAAGAUCCAGAGUUUCCUUGUGAGGACUCCUCUUUGUACUUCAGUAAGCGUCCCGACAGAUACUUCGAAUGGAAGAGACCACAUGAAAUCGUGGACAAUCCACAAUUGUUCGUCGAAGGUUACUCCAGAUUUGACGUCCAACAAGGUGAGCUUGGAGACUGCUGGCUUUUGGCCGCCAUUGCCAACUUGACGUUGUACAAACGUCUUUUCUUCCAAAUCGUCCCUGAUGACCAGGGAUUCGAUGAUAAAUACGCUGGAGUUUUCCACUUCCGUUUUUGGCAAUAUGGCAAGUGGAUCGAUGUAGUCAUCGACGACAGACUUCCAACUUACAGGGGUGAAUUGGUCUUCCUUCACUCAACUGAAGCCAACGAAUUCUGGAGCGCCCUAUUGGAGAAGGCCUAUGCUAAAUUGCACGGAUCCUACGAAGCUCUCAAGGGAGGUUCAACUUGCGAAGCCAUGGAAGACUUCACUGGCGGUGUGACCGAAAUGUAUGAAAUGGACGCCAGUCCACCAAAUCUGUUCAAAAUUAUCCUCAAGGCUCACGAAAGAUCUUCCCUCAUGGGAUGUUCCAUUGAACCUGAUCCAAAUGUGCUAGAAGCUAGAACUCCUGAAGGCCUAAUUCGAGGCCACGCGUACAGCAUAACUCGUGUUCAGUAUGUCGAUAUUUCUACUCCAAACGUCACAGGAAAAAUCCCCUUACUACGUUUGAGGAACCCGUGGGGUAACGAGGAUGAAUGGAAUGGUGCUUGGAGUGACGGUUCCCCCGAGUGGAGAUACAUUUCAGAAAGUGAAAAGGAAUCGAUUGGUUUAACCUUCGAUUCCGAUGGCGAAUUCUGGAUGUCGUUCAAAGACUUUCAACAGUACUUCAGUCGUUUGGAAAUUUGUAACUUGAAUCCUGAUUCUCUAACGGAAGAGGAACUGCGCGAGGGCAAUAAGAAACAGUGGGAGAUGUCCGUCUUCGAGGGUGAAUGGGUUAGAGGAGUUUCUGCCGGUGGUUGCAGAAAUUUCUUAGAAACUUUCUGGCACAAUCCUCAAUACAGAAUUACUUUAACUGAAGAGGAUGAAGGCGAAGAAGAUACAUGUACACUAAUUGUAGCUCUUAUGCAGAAAAAUCGCCGUUCAAUUAGAAAUACUGGUGCAGAAGAAUUAACUAUUGGAUUUGCUAUUUACCAUUUACCCAAUCCAGAUAGAGUGCCUAAACCUUUGGACUUAAACUUCUUCAAGUACAACGCAUCGGUGGCGCGUUCGCCAUCCUUUAUAAACCUUCGCGAGGUCAGUUGCCGCUUCAAACUGCCCCGUGGCACGUACUGCAUUGUACCAUCGACCUUCGACCCGAACGAGGAGGGAGAGUUUCUACUACGUGUCUUCUCCGAGAACAAAAACAACAUGGAGGAAAACGACACUGAAUUAGGGUAUGAUCAAGAUGUGUUAUCAGCUUCCCCUGUGCAACCCACCCCCGAUCAGACCCAGCAAACCGACGAAAUUUACACCUACUUCCAAAAAUUGGCUGGCGAUGACUUGGAAGUGGAUUGGUGUGAACUCAAGGAAAUUUUAGACUAUUCUUUAAAAAAAGAAUUGCAAAGUGUGGCUACGAAAGAACCGAGAAAGCGUACAGUGAAUGCUGUGAACGCCGCUCCUGGUCAAACGGAGCCAAAUCAGGGCGAGCAGGGACAGAACAACAUCGGCGGUUUUAUAACUGAUGUUUUAAGUCUUUUGUGUGGUGCGAUGUGCAAAAAUACGCCGCUGGCAGAGUUCAUACCACCACCAAGUAAAGACAAUCCUUUGCAGUCUGUGUUUUCUGAUUUACAGGCUAAAGGAUUUUCGAAGGAUAUUUGCAGGAGUAUGGUGGCAAUGUUAGAUGUUGACCGAUCUGGCAAACUGGGUUAUGAAGAAUUCAAAACUUUAUGGGUGCUGUUAAAGAAGUGGAAGGACGGCUGGUAUUCCUACGAUGAAGAUAGAUCUGGAUCUCUGAGCGGUUUUGAGUUGAGAGAGGCAUUAAAUUCCGCUGGCUACCAUGUAAAUAACAAAGUACUUAAUUCGUUGAUGCAUCGCUAUGGCAGCAACAAUGGUGAAAUUCAAUUCGACGAUUUUAUUAUGUGUGCGAUCAAAUUAAAAACAAUGUUCGAUGUGUUCAAGUCCAAGGGGGACAACGAGAACGCGACAUUUACUCUGCAAGAAUGGCUGGAGACAACUCUAUAUACUUAAUGUGUCACCUACAUCGAAAACAAAUUUUUAAAAUUUAUAUAAUUUUUUAUGUUCCCUAUACGAUACCUACUGCCUUAUACAUGUACCUAUGUAAGCUUUGGAAAAAUAAUGUAUGUAUUAUCUAAGAAAUAUAUUUAUUGACUUGU
Molecule: messenger RNA, 3966 nt
Organism: Aethina tumida (small hive beetle)
Lineage: Eukaryota; Metazoa; Arthropoda; Insecta; Coleoptera; Nitidulidae
Product: calpain-A-like
Exons: 11
Coding region: 179-3820 (1213 amino acids)
Biological process (GO): proteolysis
Cellular component (GO): cytoplasm
Molecular function (GO): calcium ion binding; calcium-dependent cysteine-type endopeptidase activity
Source: RefSeq, a predicted model, not a curated record